Messenger RNA from Nicotiana tabacum (common tobacco), 1256 nucleotides. The record is from RefSeq and is a predicted model, not a curated record. Lineage: Eukaryota; Viridiplantae; Streptophyta; Magnoliopsida; Solanales; Solanaceae.
AUAUUCUAUCACUAGUUAGCAACGGACCAUUUUGCGGGCAUGUAAAUGGCGCUCUCAUUUUUCGAGUUAAUUCACCGGGCCUUGCAUCUAGCAACUUUACAUUUCGAAUCGCUGCAAGAGUUACUGAGAAUUUAGUCAUCACUGUGUCGUUAGGCCGUGUUCCAAGAUUGUGUUUCUCCCCUGGAAAUGAGUCUCUUUUAUCGGAGAUUCCUAUAGUCGAAAGUCCAAGUUAUGAUCCUCUUGAACAAAAGGAAAGGGGUGGGAUUGUCAUCAAGGAACAUGUUCUUGAUUUUCUAUUGAUGAUGAAUCAUUUUGAAGAGGCUGAUAAUACAGUGCCUAAAUCCGUGUCAAAUCUUGUUGUUCACGUUAUAGACACACAUGUGGAUCACCUUCAAGAUAUUGUGACUAAGUUGGAGAUUGAGUUGGAUUCUGUUGAACUGGAAUUGGAAAAAGGUGGUUUUGCUUUGAAGCAACAAAUGUUGGAUGACAGAAGAUUCCCAAAGGUGCAUCUUGACUCGCAACGCCUCCUCCAGGUGAUUGCAUAUGGGGAGCAAGUAAUUCCAAGAGUGAAGGAGAAGUGUUCUUCAAAAGAUUGGUUUUCCAGUGAUGAUAUUAACAUCCUUGAAGAGAUAAUUGGUCAACUGAGAAGUUUAAAAGAGAAUAUUGGAUUUAUAGCUAAUAGAGUUACAGGAAUACAGACUGGUCUUGAAAGUUGGCAAGCUGACCAAAUAACUAGAAAACUAUAUUACCUUUCUUUCCUCUCCAUCAUGUUUCUCCCCUUGUCAGUAGUAACUGGAGUGUUUGGGAUGAAUGUGGGAGGUGUUCCUUGGACAAACCAAAAUGAACCUGAGCUGAAGGAGGGGUUCCACAAUGUAAUGUUGCUCUGUGUGGCUUUAAUACUGUUGGUCCUCUUAUGCUUCCUUUUCCCAACUUUUUAUGCUUCUUUUGUGACUUGGAAGAGAAGAAGAGACAUGAAAAGAAGUUGGUCUCUCAACCACAAAUCCUUCCAUAGAAGAACUACAAGUAGUAGUAGGGAAAGAAAUGAUAAUGGAGUUAACGGAGGCGUGCAAAGGUUAUCUCAGGCGGGGAUGGAAGUUGGCCUUCGAGUGCAAAAGCGGGAGCUUGACUACAAGACCCACCAAUCGAGCAAGGGCGAGAGUCGGCUUCAGUACUCACACGAGUGGAAGGGCCGUCUCUCAGCGGAUAAAAGUUACUUACUUUCCGUGAACAUAGAUUCUGACAUAAUUGUUACUUAG